GCCAAUUCUCGCUUCUCGUAAUCCGAUUAAAAACCCCCAGGCUGCGAACUCGUACCCCAACAUUACCUAAGUCUAGGCAUUGGACCCAUCUUACGGCUAUCCACUGAGCUGCCUGGGGCAACGAGCUGUGCACGUCCGCACGCACGACAAAUAUUUUCCCAGUAAGAUUAUGUGGCAGUAAUAAUCCUGGUACCUCUCAUACAACCAAGAUUAGGCGAAAGACGACGUACCAGACAUCGCGUUUCAUUCUGAUCUCUCUAUUGGUUCCCAUCCUGGUGGCGAUCGGUCGUCGACGCUCUUCGCAACUCUGAAAUGUUACUGCUUACUCGCUCAUCAAGGGGUUCGGUGGAGUCUCAAAUCAUACCAAAUACCCAGCAACAAAAACUUUGGGAACCACCAGCGAGGUUCUCGGUGGCUGCAGAUUUGCAGGGGGCUUUGUUAAUUGGUAUUUCUCUUGCCCAAAAGAGGUCUGUUUCCCACCUUGACAUAAAUCGGUCGUAGCCUCUCUUCUUGCUUGUGUCUGUGUCGAACGCCGUCGUCUUCGAUGUGAAUAUCUACAAUACUGUCCGAUUCUUUUUUUUAAUAGGCUCACAUGGCUACUCAGGGCCGAUUGAAUGGUCAGGAGUUGAUCGACUCGGCCUGGAAGCAACAACCGUUCGAACCGGUAGGAUUUGCUGCCACUGUCAGUCGUGUUCAGAUCGCAUUGCUGGUCCUCACCACCCUACUCAUAGGGCUUCGAAUAUGGGCUCGAGGUUGGAUUUUUCGUGACUUGAAGAUCUGGGGAUGGGACGACACUCUUGCGCUCCUUAGUUAUGCCACUUUUAUACCCUCUUGCGUAUUCACCAUAUACGCUUGCCAAUAUGGGCUCGCGACUGCGGAUGCCGAGCUGACGGAUAGUCUGAAAGCCAGAGCCGCCCUGUACAUGGGUUAUUGGCAAAUGCACUAUGCUUGCUCGUCAAACUUAGUCAAGGCGGGUAUUGCUGUCGCCCUGUUGCGUUUGACGACGACCCAAAAGACAUACCGAGUUAUCAUCCUUGGUAUCCUGAUAUCGACUCCCAUCUUUACAGUUGCUGUGCUCAUCGUCCUAAUCUCUACGUGCCGUCCCUUGGGAUCUCAAUGGGAUUUGGCUUUGGGUUCUUGCGGGGUUCACACCGCCAUGGCUUACCUCAGCUACAUCUUCACUGUUUUCACUGUGAUCCUCGACUGGGCGUGCGCGAUGAUUCCUUAUCUUCUCCUGAAGGACCUCGAAAUGCGACGGCAUGUCAAGAUAUCACUCAUAGUUGUCCUAGCUUUUGGAAGUUUGGCAGGAGUUUGCGCUAUCAUUCGACUACCAUUUCUGAAGUAUUAUCUUAUAGAAGAGGAUCAGCUACUUGGAUUUGCGAACAUCAUACUCUGGUCUAAUGUCGAGAACGGUAUCGGAAUUAUUGCUGCAGCCCUGCCGCCUAUACGUAAACUCUUCAGGUAUUACGGAACGACAAAAGACCGGUCGUCUAACAAUAAGACGGGGGCCCUGAAGACGAUAGGGGGCACGCCAUUAACUAAGAAUACUGUAUCGACUCAGUUAAAGAACUUGAGCCCGAGGAAUACAAAGCGGUCGGAAUUGGGCUCCGAGGGAAGCGGGCCUUGGAAUAGACUUGACGGCGACAGUUCCAGCAAGGAGAACAUGAUAGUGCUUUGAUUCCGCAAGAGCGGGUUAGGAAAAGUUAUAAUGUAAUAUCCCAAUGCUGGCGGAGCCUGAGCAGUAGGAUUUUGAAAUUAAUCAUAUUAGUAACUGCUGACAUGUACGCUAGAGACUACUCAAUAUUCUAGAAAUAGCGGUGCUGAUCUUUCGAUUCUAUUCUUGACAAUGUCCCUCGUCAUGUCAUUUGUUAAACUCCAUUGUAUACCUAGUAACGUGGAAUUGUGACCACAAGAA
Annulohypoxylon maeteangense is the source of this 1915-nucleotide messenger RNA. RefSeq lists its product as uncharacterized. The record is from RefSeq and is a predicted model, not a curated record. The transcript has 3 exons. Bases 593 to 1678 code for a protein of 361 amino acids. NCBI's taxonomy places the organism in Eukaryota, Fungi, Ascomycota, Sordariomycetes, Xylariales, Hypoxylaceae.